AUGGCUUCAAGUGCAACAGUUGCGAAUUCCAAUGCAAAGGACAAAUCCGUUCGUUACGAUAAUACAAAGAUUGCAUCAUCCUGUCAAACACAAUUUUUCUACAACUAUAGCAUGACAGAUAAUGCUAGUAACAAUAUCAAAGCGUUUGGAACUGUUAUGAUACCCGGUUUCGAACCUUAUUUUGAAGAACCUUCCAGUGAAUCUUCUGAUGAAAGAGAUGAUGAUGGAGUAGAAUGUGAAAACAAAAAUAUAGACGAAAAGGAUGAGACAUGUAACUGGUGUGACACGUCAGAUACCACCAGCGAGCUUUUACGAAUACCAUGCUAUAUUCAUACGCUACAAUUGAUGGUAGGUGAUGGUUUCAAGGAAAUCAGUUGUAUUAAAGCUGCCAUUACAACAAAAGUGUCCAGUAUAGCAAAAUUCAGUCACAAAAGCACGCAAAUGGCAGAACGGUUGGAACAGAAUGGUUUCAAUAUUCCAAUAGCUGUGACUACUCGAUGGAACAGUCAAUAUCAUACAGUGGUGAGAACGAUCGAGAUUCCCUCGCGUGAUAUUGUCAUUCUCCAUGAAUUUGCUACUAUAUUUGCUUUAAUUGCGGAGAUAUUUACCAGACCACAAUCAGAUCAAACUGCUUCCAUAUCACUGGUAGCGCCAUCGUUACUUGAAAUAUAUUAUGAUCUUGGAUCUGAGCAAGCUUCGUACAAGUACACGAAUGGUCUAUGCAAAGCACUUUUAAAAUCAAUGUAUAAUAGGUUUCAUGGGUUGUUUAAACAAGUAGGAUUGUCAAUUGAUGGAAUAGGGAAAGUUUAUUCGACAUCUGAAUUUUACAGCGACUCUAUCUUUUUUAUAACUCCAUUUUUGGACGCUCGGUGUGGUCUACAAUGGGUCAUGCAUUCUAAUCUACCGACUGAACUGGAGCUGCAAUUGUGUAAAACGAUUAAGCGCUUGGUAGCCAGUGUUGCUUUGCAGUUGCACGGUGCGGAUCGACAAGAACACAAUGAUACAAUAGCUGAAACAUUGGCGAUAGCCAUAGCCAACAACAACAGUCCUGGUGUGAAAAGAAAGACUCUCUUCAUCUUUUGUGUGUACCGGCGACGACACACCAGUGGAACGGGUGUUUUCUACAAGUGGAUUCGUGAUGCAACCACACAGAGGACACAUGUCUAA
Adineta ricciae is the source of this 1167-nucleotide messenger RNA. NCBI's taxonomy places the organism in Eukaryota, Metazoa, Rotifera, Eurotatoria, Adinetida, Adinetidae. The record is from the annotation of a GenBank genome assembly.